This is a messenger RNA of Closterium sp. NIES-65, 378 nucleotides long. NCBI's taxonomy places the organism in Eukaryota, Viridiplantae, Streptophyta, Zygnematophyceae, Desmidiales, Closteriaceae. The record is from the annotation of a GenBank genome assembly.
AUGCUAGACCCAUUUGACAUGGACGUGGACGUGGACGUGGACGUGGACGUGGACGUGGACGUGGAGGACGUGGACGUGGACGUGGACGUGGAGAACUUGGACGUGGACAUGGACGUGAACGUGGACGUGGACGUGGACGUGGAGGACUUGGACGUGGACAUGGACGUGGACGUGGACGUGGACAUGGACGUGGACGUGGACGUGGACGUGGACAUGGACGUGGACGUGGACGUGGACGUGGACAUGGACCUGGACAUGGACGUGGACGUGGACGUGGACGUGGACAUGGACGUGAACGUGGACAUGGUCGUGGACGUGGACGUGAACGUGGACGUGGACAUGGACAUGGACGUGGACGUGAACAAGACGUGGACGUGA